UCAGAUUGCUUGUCUGCUAGAAUCUCAAUCAAUCUCAACAAUUUAAGUUUAUUUAAUUUAAGAAGAAAAUUAUAAUCAAUUUAAUUGCGAGCAACGCUGUAACGAAAAACACAAUUGCGGUAAGCUCAUUCAAACAACCAACCAGUUUAAAAAUGAGCACCGACAGCACUGAGGAAUCGGAUAGUCCUGUCACCAUUCCACAAACGGAGAUUAACAUAUCCAAUACAAGCACCAAUUCCCAGAUCGUUCUCAACGAUCUGCUGCUUAUGGAGCUGCUUUGCAGGCACCCAUUCCUCUUUAACCGGAAUUAUGACAAGGAUUACGUCUCAUGGGGCUGGGAACAGUUGACCAAGACCUUUAAUCAGAGCUACGAGGCCGUUGAGCUGGUAGCUCCGUUUUCCGUGACUGACCUUCAGAGCCGGUGGGACAUUUUGCGUCCUUUGAUCGGUGGCCUAGCCAAGGCUAAAGGCCAAAUUCCCGAUCCUUUGUGGCGGGUGGUGGUUAACGUCCACAUAGCUAUGCAGUUAAGAAAAAUACCGGAUGGACCGAAGACCAAGUGCCAAGACUUCCUGCUCAGCCAGUUGCCUUACCUGCAGUCUUUGUCCGAGGUGCAACGCAAACGCUUGGAGGUAGAGGUCUUGGACCUAAUUUUGGACCAGGAGCGCCUAGAGAAAGCCACACAUAAGCUAGGCCCUAAGGAGCAAAAGGCAGCUCAAAGCGAAUACGAUGAGUUCCUCAAGGCAAUACGUGUUAAAGAGCUCCCAGCGGACACACUGGAGCGCCUGGCGGCGGACGGAUUCUGCAUUGGACGGCAGACAAAAUCCGAGAUUGCGAACGGCCAUCAAAAGGAUCGGGUGAUUAGCGACGUCUGCACCACCCAGAAUGUCAUCAACGGAUCAAAAGACGACGAAAUUAAAACAGAGCCGACAAAUGAAUCUACAAAUUCAGAUGGCAUAAAAGCUGACGAGAAACUAUACGGAAAACCGCGCUUUGUGCCAUUAAAAAGCGCGAAGUAUUAUGUUCAAAAUUUUCGCGUACGCAUGAAGAAGAUGGAUCUUGAUGACCACCUGCCACUGGCCAGAAUACGAAGAUCAAACAGGGCGCGAUAAAAAUCUCACUUGGUUUCGUAUCAAAUGCACAUAAGUUUAUUAAAAAAUACAUUACUAUAAAUUACAACUUAAGGCUAUUGUAUAAUCCAAA
This is a messenger RNA of Drosophila ficusphila, 1200 nucleotides long. RefSeq lists its product as uncharacterized. Lineage: Eukaryota; Metazoa; Arthropoda; Insecta; Diptera; Drosophilidae. The coding region runs from base 153 to 1109 and encodes 318 amino acids. The transcript has a single exon. The record is from RefSeq and is a predicted model, not a curated record. Gene Ontology annotation, molecular function: DNA binding.